AUGCCCACCAUUGAGCAGUAUGGAGGUAUGACAGAUCCAGAGGACCAUCUGGAAAGUUUCAAGUCUGUAAUGCUCUUCCAGGGAGCAUCAGACGCCAUCAUGUGCCGGGCAUUCCCCUCUACCUUGAAGGGCUCGGUAAGGCAGUGGUUCGCGUGCCUGAGGCCGCUAUUAGUCACCAGUUUCAUGGAACUUGGACGGGCCUUCAUAGCCAACUUCAUGAGCAGCAGAGUCUACAGGAAGACAGCAACCAAUCUAUUGGCCAUCAGACAACAUUCUAAUGAGAUGCUAAGAGCCUUUCUCACAAGGGUCAACAACGAGGCGUCAGAGGUAUGGGAUUUAGACCCUAUUGUGAAAUUCCAGGCCCUGCACAGUGGCAUCAGGGAUGUAGAAUUGAAGAAAUCCUUGAACAUGGAGGAGCCUGCAGAUAUGUACGAUCUUUUCUCGCACUGUGAAAAGCACAUCAAUCUUGCAAAGGUUCUUAUGGUCGAGCAAGAGAAGGAAACAAAGCCAGAAAAAAAAAGUCAGGAAUAG
Telopea speciosissima is the source of this 531-nucleotide messenger RNA. RefSeq lists its product as uncharacterized. The transcript has a single exon. The record is from RefSeq and is a predicted model, not a curated record. NCBI's taxonomy places the organism in Eukaryota, Viridiplantae, Streptophyta, Magnoliopsida, Proteales, Proteaceae. Bases 1 to 531 code for a protein of 176 amino acids.